UGCUCAUGGACCUGCGGAAGUCCAACGGAGCUGUGUGACAUAAACUUCCUUGAGAUGUGGGCAUGGCCUAGCAUGUUUCGAGCUCGAAACCUUGGACGCGGCUUCAGUGUUAUUGACCACGGGCUCAGAUUCCGUCUAUUUGGGAUCGGCGAGCUUCUACCGAUACAUCAAAUGGUCCUCCCAUGGGAUGAAAACGACAUGAUUUUGUGGAAUCACCGAAGCGAUAUCAGGAAGCCCCUUGGAUUCCGAAUCUUUUCUCCUCGAGGAGUGAAUUUCCGAGACAAAAGAUGCUGGCAGCUCGUGAGUCGAAUUCUCGAGAUCGAGUUGAUCAAAAAUAACUUGUAUAUCUUCGUGCGUGCAAUGUAUAAGCCACAGCUUACUAUGUACGCACAGCCGGUGUUGGUCGAAGCUAUUUCUGCCCUGCGAUGCUGGAUUGGCUCGACUUUGUUUACAGUUUACUUUCAAGCCUCCGUCGCAACCCUCCGUACAUACACAUAUAAUCUGCCGACGAUCACAGGUUACUUUCCAAACCAGUGA
Molecule: messenger RNA, 537 nt
Organism: Penicillium coprophilum
Lineage: Eukaryota; Fungi; Ascomycota; Eurotiomycetes; Eurotiales; Aspergillaceae
Exons: 3
Source: RefSeq, a predicted model, not a curated record